This is a messenger RNA of Pistacia vera, 1323 nucleotides long. Its product is annotated as B3 domain-containing protein Os11g0197600-like. Gene Ontology annotation, biological process: regulation of DNA-templated transcription. Gene Ontology annotation, molecular function: DNA binding. The transcript has 5 exons. Lineage: Eukaryota; Viridiplantae; Streptophyta; Magnoliopsida; Sapindales; Anacardiaceae. The record is from RefSeq and is a predicted model, not a curated record. Bases 301 to 1149 code for a protein of 282 amino acids.
UCUUCUUCUCUCUUGAAUUAAACUAAAAAAAAAAAAAAUUCAGCAGAUCAAAGUCAUAAAAAAGAUAUCACAGCCACCGGAAACAAAUUCGGCGGCUGCGAUCUUUGCUUUGGAACAGAAAGAAGCUACCACGCUCUAGAUCUGCCGCGACUCGGGGUGUUCACCUCGACCUGGGCUAGAUCGUGGCGGUGCAAGGCCAGAUCGCGGCGGAUCGGGUGACAUCACAAGGUGUUGUUUGUUUAAAGGGGUUGCUCUUGAACAAUUGGAAUUGUCAGACUUUUAUUGAGUUUGUACUUCACCAUGCCCUCCAAAUUCAAGCUCAAUUCAAGCCCUCCCUCAAGAGGACGCCGGGAAAUUCAAGGAAGCCCCUCCUUUCUCAGGAAAAGCUCGGAGAAAGAAAACACUGGCACUGUGACAGACCAAAGGCCAUGUUUCUACAAGAUCAUUUGUGACGAGGAACCAGAACCAAAGAAGAAGUUUCCACGGCAAUUCUUGAAGUACAUAUCAAAGGAGAUAUCUGAUACAGCAACUUUGAGAGUUGUCUCUGGUGGGUUGUGGACGGUUAAAGUGAAGAUCAUUGGAAACGAUGUGUUUAUGGAGGAUGGUUGGCCGGAAUUUUUCAGAGGUAACUCUUUGAGGAUCAAGGAUUUUCUGUUUUUCCAGUAUGAUGGAAAAAUGUUUUUCAGUGUCACGAUUUUUUACCCAAAUGGAGUGGAAAGAAUUGGAACAUCUAGCAUCAGAAUGCCUCAAGAAUCUGCAGGGAUUUCAACUGGUAAAAGGCCUAGGGGAAGGCCAAGGAAGAACCCUGUUGAUACUCUGAACCGCCAGUAUACUUCAUCAAACUCCUAUGAUGAAAGCUUGUCAACAGAUCAAGGCCUUGCAUCUCACAAAUCCAAGAAGCUUAAAACGGCUCACAAAGGAGAGAAUGUGAAUGACAAAUCCCAAAGUCUUAAAACCACACAGAAAGGGAAGAAUGUGAACUACAAUUCCAAAGAGCUUCAAACAAAAGAGAAAGAGAAAGGAAAGAAUGUGAAGGCACCGUUCCGAGACAGAAUUGAGAGUUCAAACAAGCAACCGAAGAGAACUACAAUGGAACCAAGUCUGGAAAAGAAACCUUCCAAGAAAAGUCAUCUCAUCAUCAUAGACUAGUUCAUUUUAAAUGAUGUUGUUUGUGCUUUCACUUGGUUGAACUUCAGAAUGUCAUGAUUGGUAGUUACAACCUAAUCUAAUUAAAUUAUAAUAUGUAGAUUAUGGCAAGAAAGACAGGUCCUCUGCUUCUUCUGCUGUGGAUUUUGGCAAUAUUGCUUUGAUUUUAGAUUCAAG